AUGGGACACUACUUUGGCAAGAGCAGCUUGGGGCAGCAUUUGCUGCUUCUCCUUCUUUUUCCUACAGAGAGAACAACGGAGAUUGGGCAGCUGAUCAGCUCCUACCUGGUGAAGGAUAAGAACCUGGAGGACCACACCAUUCACCUGCUCUUCUCUGCUAACCGCUGGGAACAUGUGCCACUGAUGAAAGAGAAACUGCAUAAUGGGAUCACACUUGUAGUUGACAGGUAUGCCUUUUCUGGAGUGGCCUUCACAAGUGCCAAAGAGAACUUCUGCCUGGAGUGGUGCAAACAGCCUGACAUUGGACUGCCAAAGCCAGAUCUGAUUCUGUUUCUUCAGUUAAGCCCAGAAGAAGCAGCAAAACGAGGGAACUUUGGAAGUGAACGUUAUGAGAACAGCUCCUUCCAAGAGAAAGUUCUGCAGUCCUUCAGUCGUAUGAUGACAGACAAGACAUUAAACUGGAAGGUCAUGGAUGCCUCAAAGAGCAUAGAAGACUUGCACAGAGAAAUCAAGUCCAUUGCAGAGGAAACUAUGCAGGAGGUUCAGAAUAAACCUUUAGAAGAACUUUGGAAAUAA
Molecule: messenger RNA, 576 nt
Organism: Nestor notabilis (Kea)
Lineage: Eukaryota; Metazoa; Chordata; Aves; Psittaciformes; Psittacidae
Gene: DTYMK
Product: deoxythymidylate kinase (thymidylate kinase)
Exons: 4
Coding region: 1-576 (191 amino acids)
Biological process (GO): dTDP biosynthetic process; dTTP biosynthetic process; dUDP biosynthetic process
Cellular component (GO): nucleus; mitochondrion; cytosol
Molecular function (GO): ATP binding; dTMP kinase activity
Source: RefSeq, a predicted model, not a curated record